This is a messenger RNA of Dioscorea cayenensis subsp. rotundata (Guinea yam), 1166 nucleotides long. RefSeq names its product choline-phosphate cytidylyltransferase 2-like. The transcript is spliced from 8 exons. Gene Ontology annotation, biological process: CDP-choline pathway. Gene Ontology annotation, molecular function: choline-phosphate cytidylyltransferase activity; phosphatidylcholine binding. Lineage: Eukaryota; Viridiplantae; Streptophyta; Magnoliopsida; Dioscoreales; Dioscoreaceae. Bases 33 to 968 code for a protein of 311 amino acids. The record is from RefSeq and is a predicted model, not a curated record.
GUGCUGAAUCGAGAGCUCUAUAAUAGAUCGGCAUGCGUCCCUGCUUCCCAUCAAUCGAUCGGCAAGCGCCGGAGGAGGAGAAGGAGGAGCUCAUGGCACCGGCGCUGCCGCGGUUGGGAUUGACUAUGGAGGACGGGGAUCAGCCGGAAACUCCCACCACUUGGCAUGAUUCCGCGCCGGAGGUGAUUGAUGAUGUGGAGGGGGAGAAUGAACGCCCUGUUAGGGUUUAUGCUGAUGGGAUCUAUGAUCUCUUCCACUUUGGCCAUGCGAGAGCUCUUGAGCAAGCUAAGAAACUGUUCCCCAACACGUAUUUACUUGUUGGUUGUUGCAAUGACGAGAUCACCCAUAUGUACAAGGGAAAAACAGUCAUGACAGAAUCUGAGCGUUAUGAGUCACUUCGUCAUUGCAAGUGGGUUGAUGAGGUUAUCCCUGAUGCUCCAUGGGUUAUCACACAGGAGUUCAUCAACAAACACAAGAUUGACUAUGUGGCUCACGAUGCCCUUCCAUACGCAGAUACAAGUGGGGCUGGGAAUGAUGUCUAUGAAUUUGUUAAAGCAAUAGGAAAAUUCAAGGAAACAAAACGCACAGAUGGUAUUUCUACAUCAGAUAUAAUAAUGAGGAUUUUGAAGGAUUACAAUAAGUAUGUCAUGCGAAAUUUAGCCCGUGGAUAUUCAAGAAAGGACCUCGGGGUGAGCUAUGUCAAGGAGCAACAAUUGAGGGUGAAUAUGGGCAUAACUAAAUUGCGCGAAAAAGUAAAGGAGCAACAAGAAAAGUUGCAUACCGUAGCAAGGACAGCAGGAAUGCAUCACAGCGAGUGGGUGGAGAACGCAGAUCGUUGGGUUGCAGGUUUUCUUGAGAAAUUUGAAGAAGGUUGUCACAUUAUGGUGAGAAUUUUAGAAGAGUCUAUCAGAUCGUAUUACGCAAAUAGAGUUUUUAGACCAUCAGCACAACAUGGAAACUGCCAUUAAAGAUCGAAUUCAGGAGAGAUUGAAGAGGCAACAACCAAAGGAGUUGGCUGCGAAUCUUCAUCAGGAACCGGUAGUAUCAUGAGAUGAGAUUCACUGAUACCAAUUUUGCAUCAAGAAACUCUGCAAUUAUGUCACAUUACCUAGAAAUUACUUUCAUCCCUCAAGGAUCCAUCUCCAGUGGGAGGAAAAAAAAAAAAA